Micropterus dolomieu (smallmouth bass) is the source of this 4995-nucleotide messenger RNA. RefSeq names its product transmembrane protein 198b (gene tmem198ab). The transcript is spliced from 5 exons. Gene Ontology annotation, cellular component: plasma membrane; cytoplasmic vesicle. Gene Ontology annotation, biological process: positive regulation of canonical Wnt signaling pathway. Bases 838 to 1944 code for a protein of 368 amino acids. Lineage: Eukaryota; Metazoa; Chordata; Actinopteri; Centrarchiformes; Centrarchidae. The record is from RefSeq and is a predicted model, not a curated record.
AAAAAUAAAAUGUAGCAGGUAAUAUCAAAUAGAAAAUAAGUAUAGCAAAAGUAGGCUACUGUGUUAAAUUCCAUCACUGCAUAUUAGUCUUGUCAAAUAUAGCCUUGCAUUACCUACUGUAAAGGUAGUAAUACAUUAAAAACACUUGUGAGUAGCCUACAUACAUGUGCAUAAACAGACCAACAUGAAGAAGAAGAAAUGUUCAGUAAAUAUUUGGUGAUAUUUGGGGAUGUAUUUAAAAUGUCAGCCUCUAGGAGCCGCUGCGGAUUUGCCUGACUUUUAUUUCUCUCAGUAAAAGGGAUGCAGGUUUUGACAGGUCCGGAGUCGUCAUUUUUUGCAGCGCAGGCCACCUUCCUCACCCGACGCACCGCGAGGCUCACCAUCCUCCAUCCAUCCAUCCAUCCAUCCAUCCAGACCGGAGCCUGGAUGGUCCAACACUUCAUUAGCAAUUUGCACACAUAGUUCUGCCUUUUUAUCCGGCAUGUAACCCGGGUAAUCGAUCAUUUCCAGCCCGUUUUGUGUGCGUUUUUCCCCCAUGGAGGACUAGUCAGGUGGCGGAUCCACCGCCCUGCAGGCUGCCGGGGAGAGACCGAGCUCCUCGCUGACAGGAUUACACCCAGGUCGGGGAAGAAAACGUUGACUAUGGUCGGUGUUUGUCGCUCAGGAGGCUCCUUUUGCCGUGAUGUGAACGCGGACGAGGCGCGUCAACCUGCCGGGGAUGAUGGUGAAACCAUGCAGCUGGGCGGUGCUCCCUAGCCUCCCCUGUCCCUCGCCUCCCACCUGACCACCUCUCCUCUUCGCCUCCUCUCUCCCUCCUUCCCUCUCCUCCUGUUCAUCAUGGAGACCACCAUGGCGACCACGCUGGAGACGCUGCUGGCCCAGCCCGACCAGGAGCUGAGCCCGGGGCAGCUGGAUGGCUGCGAGGAGGCCGCUGGCCGCUACAAGGUGGUUCCCUCUGUCGUCUGCUCCAUGUGCUGCCUCUUUGGCAUCAUUUACUGCUUCUUUGGCUAUCGCUGCUUCAAAGCGGUGAUGUUCCUGACCGGCCUGAUGUUUGGCUCCGUCGUCAUCUUCAUGCUCUGCUACAAGGAGCGCGUUCUGGACACCCAGCUGAGCGUGGAGGCCUCGGUGGGCAUCGGCCUUGGCAUCGGCACGCUCUGCGGCCUUGUCACCAUGCUGGUUCGCAGCGUGGGCCUCUUUAUGGUGGGCUUGCUGCUGGGCCUGCUGGUGGCUGUGGCCACCCUGGUGGGCAUGGCGGAGCUUUCCGACAGCCCACCGCGCUCUGUCUGGGUGCUUCUGGGCGUGCUGCUUGGCCUGGGCAUGCUAUUCGCUGUGCUCACCCUACAGUGGCAGCGCCUCUUUACCACGCUGUCCACGGCGAUGUUUGGGGCAGCGGUCAUCACUGUGGCGUUGGACUACUUUGUGGAGCUCUUCGCCCUCUUGCUGUACAUAUACGAGCGAAUAAAAGCAGCACCUGUCAAGCCUGUGUGCUGGCUGACAUGGGUGGUGCUCGGGGUGUGGCCUGCCCUCACCCUGCUGGGUGUCAUGGUCCAGUGGAAAGUGACCGCUGAGGGAUACUCCCAUACCAAGGUAAUAAUCAGUCGGCAACAGAGGAGGAUGCAGGUGAUGCGGAUUCGUCAGCGGGAUGACCGCUAUCGCAAGAAGAAGAAGAAGCAGCAGCAGCACGGCUCAACCUCCCACCAUCACCACCAGGCCAAGCAACUUCACCCUGAGCCCGCCUACCGUCGCAAACCCAACCCCAUCCGACGCUUCGACACAGACGUCCUCUCUCCGAGCUACAUUCAGAGUUUCCGCGAACGCCAGGUGCAGGCGCAGCCCUUCCCGAGCCGGCUGGUCGGCGGACCCCACGCUGUGGUGGAUGUGGGCUACGACUGCGGCUCAACGACGCCCCUCACCGCAGCUGCAGGACCUUCACUACGGGUCUGACUACUCCCCCACCUCCCGGAUGCUUGAACAAACCCCUUAACUAGGGAGAUACACGACACUACCAUCACUACCCCGCAUGGGUGUAAUCCCGCCUGUGCUAGAACAAACCACCACUGGUUUUAAAUGCAAAGAUUCUGGGUAUAAACAAAGCCACACCCCCAAGAGGAUGAAAAUAUAUUUAGGGCUAGAUUUACACAAAAUGCAAAAUAUGUUUAACCCUUUACUAAUUCAAAUUUGGUUCAUAAAUCUCAUGGCUGCCUGCUGGAGCCAUCGUUGUGGUGCAGAGGUUUGGUUGGUUGACCUCUUUUCACUGUCUUUUAGUAGAUUCAAAUGCACAAAUGCAUGCAAGCACUUAACACAAACACAGACCGCAGCUACAAUCUUAAGGGUCGAUGUGGAAACCCGAAGCAGCCUGCUCUACCCGGCCACACAGCCUGUGUGUCACCGUGUCACGUCAAACCAGAUCAGGGAUCACAGUUUCAGUGCUAACUCGGCUCAGGUUCAAACACAGGCAUUGUAUGAAAAAUCUAAAUACAACUUUGCCCUUGUUGAACGCGCUGUUUCUACCACUGUCGUUGUUUUUGAACUGAUGCUGCAGAAGCAACUAGUUCCUCAACCUGUAGGCGUCUUAAAAGUCCGAAGAAGAUCAUCUAUAAAGGGAAGUGAGGGCCCUUAAAUGCAAACCAGGAUCUUUAAAUUUGCUUUCUGUGCCAUCUGGACAACAAAUAUCGUCCUUGAAAUGUCGUGUUUUAAAGGGAGAAAUCCUUCGUCACCCUUGGUGCUGGACAAUACACUUCUACAAGCGUCAAACUGCUCAACGAUGACUGGGGAAUCUGUUUUUAACAGGUGCCUUGCCCCUCCGUGGACUGUACCAUUCAGCAACAGGAGGGGGGUUACUGGCAGAUCUCCCGUCGAUGGCUUGUUUUUGCGUUAAAUGUGGUCACAAGAGGAUUUUUUAAAUGGGUAGCUAUGGAGCUACAAUAAGCAGGGUAAAAAAAUAUUGGCGUGGAGCUGGCCUGCUGUCUUCACAGAUGCCUGGAUACAUGAGGAGGAUUUGCUGACAGCAAGAAAGCCAUAUUUACACUGGCACCUCACAUGAGAUUUCACACAGUACAAAUGGAAAAAGAUGUUGAGGAUUUUCAAGAGAAAACCCCAAUUACUGAUUGAUUCACAACUUGAAUUUCAUCCCUGCGGUGCAAACUCUUUGCCUUCCAAGAGAUUAUUUACGCUGCUGAGCAGAGUAGUAAUACUUUUAUUUCAUGAGCGUAGCUGAAAGAUAUGUUUCAGUUGUUUCUUCAUCCGCCAUUGUUUCAAACUAAUUUAAUCCUAGUUGUUCAAAAAAGUCUGAAAUUUAAAUUUAAAUUACAUUUGCUAAGAAAUCAGUGUAUAUAGUAUAUCCAAAUUGUUUUGACUUGUGCACUUCGGUGGUCAAAAUUGUAAUUUCUGGAGUGACAGUGCCCCCUACAGUACCGUUCAUUAGGGUCAUUCAUUCUUGGUAUUGACUGACAAUGCGGGUACUUUGAUUGGUUCAAUUUCUGUGUCAACAAGGACAAAACUUAGUUUGUUACUUCAAUUCCAACUGCCACACAGGCCGAUGUUGUUAGCCGUUGCUUUGUCCCAUCUGUGAUUUGAGCUCUCCCUACGUUACUCCAUGUCCAAAAUGAAAUGCUAGCUGGACCCUCCUCUUUUGCAUGAUGUGGGACAAAUGCAACACACAAGUGAGCAAGCCAGGCUAAACUGUAAUGCUGUCUUUCACCUACAGAGGCGAAUUCAAACUCAUCGGCACAAAGGGUCCUCCCAAAUGCUGAUUUGUGUUAAACGUGUGUCUCAGACUUAACGUAUUAGGGUAAUAUAUUUUUUAAUUCACAAUCAAAGAUUCAUUCAAAUUUCAAAAAGCUCCUGUUUUUCCCGCCUGUUCUCAUCUCAGGGCGUCAAAUACAGACGCUUUCUGAAAAAGUACCCUUCAGCCUUUUGUGUUAAAGGCGUUAACAGCCCCCCAAAGUGAAUUAUCCUAACCAUCACAGGGGUUUGUGCCUAAACCUAAGUUUGUGACUAGCGUUAGUACUGCUCAGUGUGCUAGCAGGUAGGGUUAGCCUCCUUUGUGUCGCUUCAACCAAGCAAACCGCAGCGUUUCAUAUCCAAUAACUCCGUCUGGAGGCGUCGGUAAUGACACACUGGGAUGAGAAUUUCUUGUUUUUUUUCUAAAUUCGGAUGAGGUCGGGAUGUGUUUCACUCUUUCAUCUUUCUGUCUUUGUGAGAAACUUUCGAGCUUUAGCUCCAUUUGCUCUGGCAGAACAACGUCAUUUUUUCUCACCUGAGGCUCACCAGGCUGAGUUUAUUUCAACAGAAACGGUGGUGCCUUGAACACCCUGUUGUGUACCCAAGUGCACUGCACUUUAAUGCCUUUUUUAAUAUGGCUGUGUUUACAUACUUGUCGCAGCUGAUUGGGCAACAACUCUGACACGCCCACCGAAUGGGAGAAAACAUACCUUGAAAACUUUGCACACCGAAAACAUGUUGUUCAGUCCGAGAAACAUUGCAUCCUGCCUCCUUCGCUGCCUCUCUGAUUGGCUCACCCUAACUCCACCCUAACCCUAACAAACGGAGGCAACGAGUACUAGCCAAUCAGAGGCAGAGUUGAUGAAAAUCUGGUGGAAGACUAAAAAAAAAGCGUGGCAGAACAGCAGCCUCUUCCUGAUUAGUGCUGCAAAGCAAUCAAGCUAGUUUCCCCAAGCUGGUGAAAGCUAAAGAUCUUCUCUGGGAUGGUCCGAUUUGUGUCAACAUAAAUCUACUGGAAAAUGAUUUAUUGGUAUUCAAAAUGUGACUCUUCCAAAGCACCUUUUACAAACGAGACCAAGCUGAGAUGCCAGUGUAAAUAAGGCUCGGAGGGUGUGAAUGAAGUGGACUAGAGGCCAUACCUAUUUGUACUUAGACCAACAACUCCUUCCGUCAUGUGCAUUGAUUUUCUUUAUUUGGGACAACAUAACCUUUUUGUGUCCAGUGAAAAUGUGAAUACUUUUAAUGUCUUUACCUUUUAAAGGAAAAGCAAGA